Rattus rattus (black rat) is the source of this 3529-nucleotide messenger RNA. RefSeq names its product ankyrin repeat and MYND domain containing 1 (gene Ankmy1). The transcript has 18 exons. The record is from RefSeq and is a predicted model, not a curated record. Bases 266 to 3529 code for a protein of 1087 amino acids. Lineage: Eukaryota; Metazoa; Chordata; Mammalia; Rodentia; Muridae. Gene Ontology annotation, molecular function: protein binding.
AACAGGAAGUCGCGCCGGGAGCCGCCCGGCCCGUCCCCGCGCCGUGCGCCGCCCCGCUCAGGCUGGACUCGGCAGCCACCGGGGGCGCUGUGUACGGCCCCGGGCCUGUGCACCGAGACGGCGAGAUCGGCGGAGCAGAACGCGAGGCAGGACGCCCUGGAAGGCUGUGCGUCUUCAGGCUGCGCGCUGGCAGCUAGGACUUGCGGGAUUGUCUUGUAGGCGGGACCGUCGCUUUCCCAGGGACGCAGGUUUGAAGAGGAGAGAGAUGGAAGAGGUUCGUUCUAUUGUUACCCUGGACUCCCAAGGCUCGAAAACUUUCAGCUCCAGAGGUCUGGAGGGGCAAAGUGGUCGGACUCCUAACACUGAGAGCCAGGAUUCCUCGAAGAGCUACACCUUCUUCUCCAGAAGGAACCACCCAGGGAAUCUCGGAGAGGAUGAAGAGUCUGAAGGCACCACGGGAGAGGAGGAGCUGAAGGGGACCUACAUGCAUCUCAUCCAAGGGGUUCAGGAAUGGCAGGAUGGCUGUGUUUACAAAGGGGAGUUCGGACUCGACAUGAAGCUUGGACACGGCGAGUUCUCUUGGCCCACAGGCGAGAUCUACCGUGGGCAGUUUUACCGGGACCAUUACCAUGGCAUGGGUACCUACUCAUGGCCGGACGGCUCCAGCUUCACAGGCACGUUUUAUCUCAGCCAACGAGAAGGGUACGGCACCAUGUACACGAAAACAAAGUUGUUCCAGGGAUUAUAUAAAGAGGACCAAAGGUUUGGGCCCGGCAUCGAGACCUAUCCUGACGGCAGUCAGGAUGUUGGAAUCUGGUUCCGUGAGUACCUCCUCAAGCUGUGCACAAGGGUUCCCAGCAGCUUCUCUUUGAUAAACUACCCAGAAUUCUCGGCCUUCCUCACCAACACGAGAAAGAGAAUCAGUCUUUCAGAUGAGGAGAAGGUGGAGGUGAGUCUUUCUGAGGAGCAGGACCCUUUCUACUAUGACUAUAAGCAGUAUCUCCUGAAUGAUGACUUGAAGCUGCCUCCGGAGAUGCACGUCUAUUCAACCAAUAACACUCACCUGCCCAUGACCAGCGUCCUGCGCAAAGAGCUGGACGACCAGAUCUUCAUGAACGAGAUUCCUCCAUUCAUUGAGGAUGAGGAACCCUGGCUUAUAACAAAUGAGACUCCACUGUUGGUCAAAAUCCAGAAGCAAACUUACAAGUUCAGGAACAAGGAUGCUCAUGCCAAUUGGAACAUAGCUGCCAUCCUGGAGGGAAACCGCGGCAAGUUUGGGCCUAGUGGCCCCAAGGAGCAGAUUUCCAAGAAGAUGAUCAUGAAGGCUGAGGAAGGGGACUAUAACUGGAUUUUUGGAAUCUUGAGGGACAACCUUGCCUGUGCUGACGUGGCUGACUCUAAGGGUUACACUGUGCUUGCUGCUGCAGCUAUACAUUCUCAUAUCAACAUUGUGAACCUUCUCCUGGAUUACGGAGCUGACGUGAACAAGCGCUCGGAUGAGGGCAUCACACCCCUGAGCAUGUGCUUCCUCCAGUAUUACCCCAGCAAAUUCUUCCAUCCCAACAUUGCUGAGAGGACCCUGCUUCAGGAAUCUCCUAAACCCUUGGUCACCCCCAAAAUUUCAUUCUUGUUUGCGGAUCCAAACACAGACUCACCGUCUGAUGUGGGGGCGCACAUCUUGGGUGGAGAGGAAUUAAAGACGUCUAUGCUCCCCUCAAGCAGCCCAGAGGAAUCCCUCGCCUCCAUGCCGCCCCUGGAGUCCAACAACGUGCUUCAAAAGCGAGAUGUCUCCCCAGUGAAGACUGUCAGCACUGAAGUAGAGAAAGAGACAGAGGACGUAGCAGAAAAUGUGGACGGUAGCACCUUGUACAGUGCCGACACGAACUUCGAGUCCACCAUAUGCCUGCGAAACUACUCUAUCAAUGUCUCCAAGGACAUCCUGGAGAAGAGUGCCCAGGCCUACAGUUCGUUGAUGCAGCACUCCUGCUUCCCAUACAAAGGGACUGUGAGGAAAUUGGCCCAGACCAUGGCCGAACGCAGAAACCGUUGGAUGACCAUUAUGUUGCUGCUACGUAGAGGUGCUGAUCCUAACCUAUGCCAAGUGCCCAUGCAGGCUCUGUUUCUUGCAGUGAAGGCUGGGGAUGUGGAAGGGGUGAGGCUGCUACUGAUGAGUGGGGCCCAGACAGAUAUCCAGUAUCCUCCACAGCUGCAGUCCCUGACCCCACUCCACAUCGCAGCUUCACUCCCUGGGGAGGAGGGCGUGAAGAUCACUGAACUGCUGCUCCAUGCAGUCACUAACGUGGAUGCCAAGGCGGCGGACCAAGACUACCCAUACAAAGGUGGCAAGGGUGAUCUGCCCUCAAGCCUGAAGCUCAACAAUGAGCCAGGCCCGCCCAAGAGCUACUACUCCCCGUACACAUGCAUCCCAGAGGAGGGCGGACGCACGGCUCUGCACGUGGCCUGUGAAAGAGAAGACAACAAGAAGUGUGCCAGGGACAUCGUGCGGCUCCUUCUGUCCCAUCGAGCGAAUCCAAACACGCUGUGGAGUGGCCACUCCCCACUCUCCCUGUCCAUUGCCAGUGGGAAUGACCUGGUUGUGAAGGAGCUCCUAGCCCAGGGAGCUGACCCCAACUUGCCUCUGACCAAAGGCUUGGGCACUGCCCUGUGUGUUGUGUGUGACCUGUUCUACGAGCAACAGAGGACCACCGAGAAUAAGAUCGCCCUGAUUGACCGGCUCAUUAGCUACGGGGCGGAUGUCCUGAAACCUGUGACAAUUGUGCAAGGUGAAAGGACGGCCGUGGGCACAGCAGUUGAUUAUGGCUACUUCAAGUUCUACCAGGACCGGAAGAUCGCCCACUGUCCCUUUCAUGCUCUGAUGCCAGCAGAGCGAGAGAUAUUCAUUGCCCGGAAAAGGCUGCUAGAGUACUUGGGUUUGCAACUGCGGCUUGCCGUCCUCAACAAGGAAAGCCGGCUGGACAUUAAGGCCCUGUACCUGAGCAAGAGAGCAGAGCUGGCUCCCUGCCACAGGAUGAAGAAGAGAAGUUCCAGCCCCGCUAAAUCCCCAUCCGUGGAGAAGCAGACCCUUCCCUUUUACAAGUUUUGUUACCAGUGUGGUCGCUCCAUCGGGGUCCGCCUCUCACCCUGUCCCCGCUGCUAUGGGAUCCUGACCUGUAGCAAGUACUGCAAGACCAAGGCCUGGAUUGAGUUCCACAAAAAGGACUGCAAUGACAUCAUGGCUAUGAAGAAGGAUUUCCUAGCCCAAAGGAUCUCCCAGGAGCCAAAGAGUGAAAAUAACCCGUGGCAUAUCAACCAGGCAUCCCAGACUGUCCAGCUCAGAAAGGAGGAGGACCAGGAAAACCAGGCAUCCAAGAAUGCCCAGUUCAAAAAGGAGGACAAAGAUAACCAGGAGUCCAAGAGUGUCCAGUUCAAAAAGGAGGACCAGGAUAACCAGGAGUCCAAGAGUAUCCAGCUCAAAAGGGACCCAGAACAGAAGGAGGUGUCCCUAACGAGAUCCUGCUGGACUACCUGA